Molecule: messenger RNA, 1467 nt
Organism: Hippocampus comes (tiger tail seahorse)
Lineage: Eukaryota; Metazoa; Chordata; Actinopteri; Syngnathiformes; Syngnathidae
Product: integral membrane protein 2C-like
Exons: 7
Coding region: 85-969 (294 amino acids)
Biological process (GO): negative regulation of amyloid precursor protein biosynthetic process
Cellular component (GO): extracellular exosome; plasma membrane; Golgi apparatus
Molecular function (GO): amyloid-beta binding
Source: RefSeq, a predicted model, not a curated record
CAUUCAGCAAGCUCAGCAAGUGCUUCUCGAGAGAAGAAUAAAUUCUAACAAGCCACCCACCAACAACUUGACAGAACAUCCACAAUGGUGAGGAUAUUCUUCCGCGCCUCCUCAUCUGACAAGGGAGACAAAGAGGAAGAACUCGUUGUCAACGAGCUUGACCAGGACCAGGACCGGGACCAGGACCUGGAGUCUACUUCGGCCCACAUCAAGAGGUAUUUUCCAGUCCGCCUGUGCGUCAUCAUGAUUGCCGUGCUGGUCAUUCUCCUUGGACUGCUGCUGGGCUCCAUCUACACCUACCGCCACUUCCAUCCUUCUAAGUUGUAUGACGACUUGCCAGGUAGCGGUUCAUCUGUCAUUCAAGUCUAUCCAUCCGUCCAGUUGGAUGACGACUUGCCAGGUGGUGGUUUAUCUGUCAUUCAAGUCUUCUCGCCGGCAAAGAACAUCAUCACCUUAUCAGAUAGCAAUUUGCGUGAAUCAGCGGACGAGUUCAAGUGCCAUGUUGUGUUCGAAGAUCGUAACAGCCAAGUGGAGUUGACCAUGGAUGUGGCCAUAUCUCUGGAAAAAAACUACGAGUACAUCACGGUGGUCAAGAUGGGCAGACGCGACCACCCCUUUGACAUCAUCCACGACUUUGAACACAGCAAGACGGCAUAUUAUGACAAGCAAUUGUCAAAAUGCUUUGUGGGCCCGCUGAACACCGUAGUGCUUUAUCCACACAACCUUCGGGAGAUGCUGUCCAACACCGAGAGUGAGAUUUACCUAGCGGAUAACUACGUAUUCAAGGAAGUGAUGAAGGUGACCGGCCUGCUGACCAACGAGGAGAUGAGCCCCACCAUCCAAGAGAUGUGCCGCGGAAGGGAGACCUAUGAAAUGCAGAGAGGAGAUCCAGCUAUACAGAAUUACCUCUGCAGGGAAAUCACUUACUUUGAGAGCCGUUACAUCGUGAUUACUUACAUGUGUACCUAAAGCGAACGGCGACACAGCCAUUAUCUCUUCAGUUCUUGACUACACUUCUAAACUGCACUUUAACCCUUGUCAAACUGAUUUCUCUUAAUUUUUCUUCGCAAUUACAAAACAUUUGUAAUAGUUUGUGUGUAAUAGAAUGGUGGUGGCAGACUGGUUUGCGGAUCAGUCUCAGUUUGGGACUUUGGCCGUCCCGUGUUGGAGAUUUUGAUGUUCUCCCUUUGCUUGUCUGAUUUCUUCCACAUUUCCAAAAAAACAUACACAUUCGGUGGAUUGAGGAUGCCAAAUUAUUCAUGCGCGUGGAUGCUUGUACCCCGACAUAGAUUGGCAACCAGUCCGGGUGUCUGGCCUCUCGCUCAGUCAGCUGGGAUAAGCAAUCCUGGAGAAUAUAAAGAAAACUGAUGGAUGUAUGAUUUCAAUGUCAUUUUGUAAAUUUGAAAUGCACUGGUCAAGAAAUAUGAGGUGUGUGUCUCAAUUGUGUUUUUGAUGCAGAUUUUAAAA